CGUAAAUGUGUGGUGAUAAUUCCAUCGGAAGAGGAGAUGAUUGCGCGACAGAUGAAGCAAUCGCGCAUGGAAGGCGCUGGCUCGAUACCAGUGGAAGCUUUGCUGGAGUUGAAAGCAAUGCUCUCUAUACCGGAUGAGAAGACCGAACCGAUUGAAGAAGUGCUCUUUGUGGAGCCACCGCUCGAAAGGAUCGGCGAUGCAAUUGAUCUCGUUCUUCGGCAUAAAAGAAGAGGUCGUCGAGGUGAACCACUGCGCCAAAACGAUUCCAGAGCAGCAAAUAAUUCGAGUACACGUAUGUCGUCUGGUAAGGAAUUCUGCACGAAUUCUUUUCUUGAUAGGUGUUAA
Gongylonema pulchrum is the source of this 345-nucleotide messenger RNA. The record is from the annotation of a GenBank genome assembly. NCBI's taxonomy places the organism in Eukaryota, Metazoa, Nematoda, Chromadorea, Rhabditida, Gongylonematidae.